Messenger RNA from Gilbertella persicaria, 1848 nucleotides. Its product is annotated as Ribophorin I. Gene Ontology annotation, cellular component: oligosaccharyltransferase complex; membrane. NCBI's taxonomy places the organism in Eukaryota, Fungi, Mucoromycota, Mucoromycetes, Mucorales, Choanephoraceae. The transcript is spliced from 6 exons. Bases 185 to 1438 code for a protein of 417 amino acids. The record is from RefSeq and is a predicted model, not a curated record.
AAAAAAGAAAAAAGAAAAAGUAAUAAUGUUAGUAUGAUUUAAAGAAGUGCCUUUUUUUUUAUUAGUUUAUUAUUCUUGGGUGCAAUGAUGUGUGACGUAUUUUGAUUGGCUAGAAAACAGUUAAUUUGAAAUCCAAAGACACCUUCAUCUCUUUGUUCCUUUCAUUUUCGAUAAUACGCGGGCCAUGUUUUCUGUCCGUUUUGUAUUUCUUUUAUGCUGCCUCUGUAGCUUAACAUGGGCUUUCCCAAAACAAUUUGAAAACGUAAAAGUUAUUCGCGUCAUUGAAGUCGAUAGUGGUAUUGCUCGUGAAGAUGUGGGUGUUCGAGCCAAGAAUGUCGAUAACCAACCUGCUUCCGACUACUAUUUCUACUUGCCUCAGAUUGUUACUGACAAUGCUGCCUCGAUCUCUGCUUUUUUGAGAAAGCAAAAGACAGAACUUGAUGUUGUUUUUCAACAAGUGGAAGAUGGCAUGAAUGUUUACAAGGUUACUUUGAACGAAGCAGUGAAGCCUCAGGAAGACGUCUUGCUUGGUAUCAAGGUCGCAUAUACCCACGUAAUUAAACCUAUGCCUACCAAAUUACCUCAGGUUGCACGUCAACAUACAAUUUAUGCAUACAACUCUUAUUUCCUUUCUCCUUAUGUCACUAAGGAAGUCAAGACCACACUUCAGACACCCAGUAAAGGUAUUGUCAGCCAUACUGCUGCUGAAGGAAAGAGUACAGUCAAUAAUAACAAGGUUACUCUCGGUCCUUAUUUCGAUAUUGCACCCUCUUCCUUUGAACUUGCUACCUGUCACUUUGAAAACCCUAAACCUUUACUCACUAUCACUCAACUUGAACGUGAUAUUGAAGUCUCUCAUUGGGGCAAGAAUUUAGCUGUAGAGGAACAUUAUGCUUUGCGUAACGAUGGUGCUAGUCUUGAAACCGAUUUCAGUCGAGUGCAGUACAUGAUGACAGCUCAUAUUCAUGAGCAGACCAAUGUCUGGAAGGGUCUUCGGUUCAAUUUACCUGCUGGUGCUCGUGAUGCUUAUUAUCGUGAUGAAGUUGGUAAUGUAUCUACUUCUAACUUUAGAGUGGAGCCUACGAAGGCUGUGUUGGAAAUCAAGCCUCGUUUCCCAUUGUUUGGUGGUUGGAACACAACUUGGUAUCAAGGAUUCAAUACUGAUCUUGGUGCUUAUGUCCAUAAGACCAAGACGGGUAAAUAUAUCUUGAAUGUCAAAUUUGUUGAGAAUGUUCAAGACAUGACAAUCAAUAAGGCUGUUGUUCGAAUUGUCUUGCCUGAAGGAUCCAAGCAUGUCAAAGUCACUGCACCUUUUGAUCUUGAUGCUAAGGAAAUCACUAGCCACUUUACUUAUUUUGAUUCUACUGGUCGUACUAUGGUUGUCUUGGAAAAGAAGAACGUUGUCAAGGAACAUGAAUUGCCUAUUCAGGUAUUUUAAGAUGAAAAAAAAACAAAAAUUAUGCAAAAAGCUCAUUUUUUUUGGGGGAUGGAUAGAUUGAAUAUGACUAUUCUUUCUUGUCUCUUUUGCAGAAACCACUUGUGGCUUCUUUUGUCUUUUUCGUCUUCUUUGCUACCAGUAUUGUGAUUAACAGAAUGUCCUUUACGAUUGGAAAGACUUCCAAGAAGACAGAGUAAAUACUGUAUCUUUUUUUUUUCUUUCUUUUUCUCUUUCUUGCAUCUUUUAAAUUAUAGUAAUAUAAAAAGAUUUGCUUAUGGAAUACGCUAAUUGUACCUGAGAUGUGAAUGGCACAGUCAACUGAACAGUACUCGUCAAAGUGACUGCUUCUUUCUUGACGAACCUCUUUAAUUUUUUUUAUUUUUCGAUGACAUAUCCUUUCAUAGAGCUUU